This is a messenger RNA of Drosophila erecta, 9897 nucleotides long. RefSeq names its product mucin-2. Bases 1 to 9897 code for a protein of 3298 amino acids. The transcript has 3 exons. NCBI's taxonomy places the organism in Eukaryota, Metazoa, Arthropoda, Insecta, Diptera, Drosophilidae. The record is from RefSeq and is a predicted model, not a curated record.
AUGCAACUGUUCGUUAUCUGCCUGCUGGCGGCCACCACAGCCGCGUUCACAAUGUUUGGCCCCCACAUCCGCAUCGUGCCGGGCCAGAAGCCCAAUGAGAUAAUCCUGCACUUUCGCAAUCCGUGCAACAAUAAAACGAGCACCACCACCCUGAAGCCGCCACCGCCGCCUUGUCCUGCUCAUCCCACCACUCCCGCCUGCGAGCACCGCAUCACCAGUCCAGCUCCGACGAAGCCGCAUUGUCCACAUGCCACCACUACUCCGCACAAUUGUGGUCACGACACAACGAGCUCCAGCAGGGCCACCACUCCAAAGCCGACAUUGGAAACAACAAUUGGGACAACUUUCAAGACAACUCAAAUAACAACACCAGCACCAACCACUCUGCGACCAACAGAAGACACGACGGCCACGCCGACAACUCUGAAACCAACUGAGGGAACGACUGCCAGGCAGACAACUCUGAAACCAACUGAGGGAACGAGUGCCAAGCCGACAACUCUGAAACCUACUGAGGGAACGACUGCAAAGCAGACAACUCUGAAACCAACUGAAGGUACAACGGCAAAGUCGACAACUCUGAAACCAACUGAAGGUACAACGGCCAAGACGACAACUCUGAAACCAACUGAGGGAACAACGGCCAAGCCGACAACUUUAAAACCUACUGAGGGAACAACGGCCAAGUCGACAACUCUGAAACCAACUGAAGGUACAACGGCCAAGCCAACUACUGUGAAACCAACUGAGGGAACGAGUUCCAAGCCGACAACUCUGAAACCAACUGAAGGAACAAGUGCCAAGCCCACAACUCUGAAACCAACUGAGGGAACGACUGCCAGGCAGACAACUCUGAAACCAACUGAGGGAACGAGUGCCAAGCCGACAACUCUGAAACCUACUGAGGGAACGACUGCCACGCAGACAACUCUGAAACCAACUGAAGGUACAACGGCAAAGUCGACAACUCUGAAACCAACUGAAGGUACAACGGCCAAGCCAACUACUGUGAAACCAACUGAGGGAACGAGUUCCAAGCCGACAACUUUGAAACCAACUGAGGGAACGAGUUCCAAGCCGACAACUCUGAAACCAACCGAAGAAACAAGUGCCAAGCCCACAACUCUGAAACCUACUGAGGGAACGACUGCCACGCAGACAACUCUGAAACCAACUGAGGGAACGAGUUCCAAGCCCACAACUCUGAAACCAACCGAAGGAACGACUGUCAGGCAGACAACUCUGAAACCAACUGAAGCUACAACGACCAAGCCGACAACUUUAAAACCAACUGAAGGUACAACGGCUAAGCCAACAACUUUAAAACCUACUGAGGGAACAACGGCCAAGUCGACAACUCUGAAACCAACUGAAGGUACAACGGCCAAGACGACAACUCUGAAACCAACUGAAGGUACAACGGCCAAGCCAACUACUGUGAAACCAACUGAGGGAACGAGUUCCAAGCCGACAACUCUGAAACCAACUGAAGGUACAAGUGCCAAGCCCACAACUCUGAAACCAACUGAGGGAACGACUGUCAGGCAGACAACUCUGAAACCAACCGAAGGUACAACGGCCAAGCCAACUACUGUGAAACCAACUGAGGGAACGACUGCCAAGACGACAACUUUGAAACCAACUGAGGGAACGAGUUCCAAGCCGACAACUCUGAAACCAACCGAAGGAACAAGUGCCAAGCCCACAACUCUGAAACCAACUGAGGGAACAACGGCCAAGUCGACAACUCUGAAACCAACUGAAGGUACAACGGCCAAGCCGACAACUUUAAAACCUACUGAGGGAACAACGGCCAAGUCGACAACUCUGAAACCAACUGAAGGUACAACGGCCAAGACGACAACUCUGAAACCAACUGAAGGUACAACGGCCAAGCCAACUACUGUGAAACCAACUGAGGGAACGAGUGCCAAGCCGACAACUUUGAAACCAACUGAGGGAACGAGUUCCAAGCCGACAACUCUGAAACCAACCGAAGGAACAAGUGCCAAGCCCACAACUCUGAAACCAACUGAGGGAACGACUGUCAGGCAGACAACUCUGAAACCAACCGAAGGUACAACGGCCAAGCCAACUACUCUGAAACCAACUGAAGGUACAACGGCCAAGACGACAACUCUGAAACCAACUGAGGGAACAACGGCCAAGUCGACAACUCUGAAACCAACUGAAGGUACAACGGCCAAGCCGACAACUUUAAAACCUACUGAGGGAACGACAGCCAAGUCGACAACUCUGAAACCAACUGAAGGUACAACGGCCAAGACGACAACUCUGAAACCAACUGAAGGUACAACGGCCAAGCCAACUACUGUGAAACCAACUGAGGGAACGAGUUCCAAGCCGACAACUCUGAAACCAACUGAAGGAACAAGUGCCAAGCCCACAACUCUGAAACCAACUGAGGGAACGACUGCCAGGCAGACAACUCUGAAACCAACUGAGGGAACGAGUGCCAAGCCGACAACUCUGAAACCUACUGAGGGAACGACUGCCACGCAGACAACUCUGAAACCAACUGAAGGUACAACGGCAAAGUCGACAACUCUGAAACCAACUGAAGGUACAACGGCCAAGCCAACUACUGUGAAACCAACUGAGGGAACGAGUUCCAAGCCGACAACUUCGAAACCAACUGAGGGAACGAGUUCCAAGCCGACAACUCUGAAACCAACUGAAGGUACAAGUGCCAAGCCCACAACUCUGAAACCAACUGAGGGAACGACUGCCAGGCAGACAACUCUGAAACCAACUGAAGGUACAACGACCAAGCCGACAACUUUAAAACCAACUGAAGGUACAACGGCUAAGCCAACAACUUUAAAACCUACUGAGGGAACAACGGCCAAGUCGACAACUCUGAAACCAACUGAAGGUACAACGGCCAAGACGACAACUCUGAAACCAACUGAAGGUACAACGGCCAAGCCAACUACUCUGAAACCAACUGAAGGUACAACGGCCAAGACGACAACUCUGAAACCAACUGAGGGAACAACGGCCAAGACGACAACUCUGAAACCAACUGAAGGUACAACGGCCAAGCCAACUACUCUGAAACCAACUGAAGGUACAACGGCCAAGACGACAACUCUGAAACCAACUGAAGGUACAACGGCCAAGCCAACUACUGUGAAACCAACUGAGGGAACGAGUUCCAAGCCGACAACUCUGAAACCAACUGAAGGUACAAGUGCCAAGCCCACAACUCUGAAACCAACUGAGGGAACGACUGUCAGGCAGACAACUCUGAAACCAACUGAAGGUACAACGACCAAGCCGACAACUUUAAAACCAACUGAAGGUACAACGGCUAAGCCAACAACUUUAAAACCUACUGAGGGAACAACGGCCAAGUCGACAACUCUGAAACCAACUGAAGGUACAACGGCCAAGACGACAACUCUGAAACCAACUGAAGGUACAACGGCCAAGCCAACUACUGUGAAACCAACUGAGGGAACGACUGCCAAGACGACAACUUUGAAACCAACUGAGGGAACGAGUUCCAAGCCGACAACUCUGAAACCAACCGAAGGAACAAGUGCCAAGCCCACAACUCUGAAACCAACUGAGGGAACGACUGCCAGGCAGACAACUCUGAAACCAACUGAAGGUACAACGGCCAAGCCAACUACUCUGAAACCAACUGAAGGUACAACGGCCAAGACGACAACUCUGAAACCAACUGAAGGUACAACGGCCAAUCCAACUACUGUGAAACCAACUGAGGGAACGAGUGCCAAGCCGACAACUUUGAAACCAACUGAGGGAACGAGUUCCAAGCCGACAACUCUGAAACCAACCGAAGGAACAAGUGCCAAGCCCACAACUCUGAAACCUACUGAGGGAACGACUGCCACGCAGACAACUCUGAAACCAACUGAAGGUACAACGACCAAGCCGACAACUUUAAAACCAACUGAGGGAACAACGGCCAAGUCGACAACUCUGAAACCAACUGAAGGUACAACGGCCAAGCCAACUACUGUGAAACCAACUGAGGGAACGAGUGCCAAGCCGACAACUCUGAAACCAACUGAACGAACGACUGCAAAGCAGACAACUCUGAGGCCAACUGAGGGAACGACUGCCAAGCCUACAACUCUGAAACCAACUGAGCGAACGACUGCCAAGCAGACAACUCUGAGACCAACUGAAGGUACAACGGCCAAGUCGACAACUCUGAAACCAACUGAAGGUACAACGGCCAAGCCGACUACCCUGAGACCAACUGAGGGAACGACUGCCAAGCCUAUAACUCUGAAACCAACAACGGCCAAGCCGACAACUCUGAAACCAACUGAACGAACGACUGCAAAGCAGACAACUCUGAGGCCAACUGAGGGAACGACUGCCAAGCCUACAACUCUGAAACCAACUGAGCGAACGACUGCCAAGCAGACAACUCUGAGACCAACUGAAGGUACAACGGCCAAGUCGACAACUCUGAAACCAACUGAAGGUACAACGGCCAAGCCGACUACCCUGAGACCAACUGAGGGAACGACUGCCAAGCCUAUAACUCUGAAACCAACAACGGCCAAGCCGACAACUCUGAAACCAACUGAACGAACAACUGCCAAGCAGACAACUCUGAGACCAACUGAGGGAACGACUGCCAAGCCUACAACCCUGAAACCAACAACGGCCAAGCCUACAACUCUGAAACCAACUGAGGGAACAACGGCUAAGCCGACAACUCUGAAACCAACUGAGCGAACGACUGCCAAGCAGACAACUCUGGGACCAACUGAGGGAACAACUGUCAAGCCUACAACUCUGAAACCAACUGAGGGAACGACUGCCAAGCAGACAACUCUGAAACCAACUGAGGGAACGAGUGCCAAGCCGACAUCUCUGAAACCAACUGAAGGUACAACGGCCAAGCCGACUACUCUGAAACCAACUGAGCGAACGACUGCCAAGCUUACAACUCUGAAACCAACUGAGCGAACGACUGCCAAGCCUACAACUCUGAAACCAACUGAGCGAACGACUGCCAAGCAGACAACUCUGAAACCAACUGAGGGAACAACUGUCAAGCCUACAACUCUGAAACCAACUGAGGGAACGACUGCCAAGCAGACAACUCUGAAACCAACUGAGGGAACGAGUGCCAAGCCGACAUCUCUGAAACCAACUGAAGGUACAACGGCCAAGCCGACUACUCUGAAACCAACUGAGCGAACGACUGCCAAGCAGACAACUCUGAGACCAACUGAGGGAACGACUGCCAAGCCUACAACCCUGAAACCAACAACGGCCAAGCCGACAACUCUGAAACCAACUGAACGAACGACUGCAAAGCAGACAACUCUGAAACCAACUGAGCGAACGACUGCCAAGCCUACAACUCUGAAACCAACUGAGGGAACAACGGCUAAGCCGACAACUCUGAAACCAACUGAGCGAACGACUGCCAAGCAGACAACUCUGAGACCAACUGAGGGAACAACUGUCAAGCCUACAACUCUGAAACCAACUGAGGGAACGACUGCCAAGCAGACAACUCUGAAACCAACUGAGGGAACGAGUGCCAAGCCGACAUCUCUGAAACCAACUGAAGGUACAACGCCCAAGCCGACUACUCUGAAACCAACUGAGCGAACGACUGCCAAGCAGACAACUCUGAGACCAACUGAGGGAACGACUGCCAAGCCUACAACCCUGAAACCAACAACGGUCAAGCCGACAACUCUAAAACCAACUGAACGAACGACUGCAAAGCAGACAACUCUGAAACCAACUGAGCGAACGACUGCCAAGCCUACAACUCUGAAACCAACUGAGGGAACAACGGCUAAGCCGACAACUCUGAAACCAACUGAGCGAACGACUGCCAAGCAGACAACUCUGAAACCAACUGAGGGAACAACGGCUAAGCCGACAACUCUGAAACCAACUGAGCGAACGACUGCCAAGCAGACAACUCUGAGACCAACUGAGGGAACAACUGUCAAGCCUACAACUCUGAAACCAACUGAGGGAACGACUGCCAAGCCGACAUCUCUGAAAUCAACUGAAGGUACAACGGCCAAGCCGACUACUCUGAGACCAACUGAGGGAACGACUGCCAAGCCGACAUCUCUGAAAUCAACUGAAGGUACAACGGCCAAGCCGACUACUCUGAGACCAACUGAGGGAACGACUGCCAAGCAGACAACUCUGAAACCAACUGAAGGUACAACGGCCAAGCCGACUACUCUGAAACCAACUGAGCGAACGACUGCCAAGCAGACAACUCUGAGGCCAACUGAGGGAACAACUGUCAAGCCUACAACUCAGAAACCAACUGAACGAACUACUGCCAAAGAAACAACUCUGAGACCAACUGAGGGAACGACUGUCAAGCCUACAACUCAGAAACCAACUGAGGGAACAACUGUCAAGCCUACAACUCUGCAACCAACUGAGGGAACGACUGCCAAGCCGACAACUCUGAGACCAACUGAGGGAACAACGGCCAAGCCGACAACUCUGAAACCAACUGAACGAACGACUGCCAAGCAGACAACUCUGAGGCCAACUGAGGGAACAACUGUCAAGCCUACAACUCAGAAACCAACUGAAAGAACUACUGCCAAGGAGACAACUCUGAGACCAACUGAGGGAACAACGGCCAAGCCGACAACUCUGAAACCAACUGAACGAACUACUGCCAAGCAGACAACUCUGAGACCAACUGAGGGAACAACUGUCAAGCCUACAACUCAGAAACCAACUGAGGGAACGACUGUCAAGCCUACAACUCUGAAACCAACUGAGGGAACGAGUGCCAAGCCUACAACUCUGAGACCAACUGAGGGAACGACUGCCAAGCAGACAACUCUGAGACCAACUGAGGGAACAACGGCCAAACCGACAACUCAGAAACCAACUGAACGAACGACUGCCAAGCCGACAACUCUGAAACCAACUGAGCGAACGACUGCCAAGCAGACAACUCUGAGACCAACUGAGGGAACGACUGCCAAGCCUACAACUCUGAAACCAACUAAGGGAACGAGUGCAAAGCCUACAACUCUGAAACCAACUGAGGGAACGACUGCCAAGCCGACAACUCUGAGACCAACUGAAGGUACAACGGCCAAGCAGACAACUCAGAAACCAACUGAACGAACGACUGCCAAGCAGACAACUCUGAAACCAACUGAACGAACGACUGCCAAGCAGACAACUCUGAGGCCAACUGAGCGAACGACUUCCAAGCCUACAACUCUGAAACCAACUGAACGAACGACUGCAAAGCAUACAACUCUGAGACCAACUGAGGGAACGACUGUCAAGCCUACAACUCAGAAACCAACUGAACGAACUACUGCCAAGGAGACAACUCUGAGUCCAACUGAGGGAACAACUGUCAAGCCUACAACUCAGAAACCAACUGAGGGAACAACGGCCAAGCCGACAACUCUGAAACCAACUGAACGAACGACUGCCAAGCAGACAACUCUGAGGCCAACUGAGGGAACAACUGUCAAGCCUACAACUCAGAAACCAACUGAAAGAACUACUGCCAAGGAGACAACUCUGAGACCAACUGAGGGAACAACGGCCAAGCCGACAACUCUGAAACCAACUGAACGAACGACUGCCAAGCAGACAACUCUGAGGCCAACUGAGCGAACGACUGCCAAGCCUACAACUCUGAAACCAACUGAACGAACGACUGCCAAGCAUACAACUCUGAGACCAACUGAAGGUACAACGGCCAAGCAGACAACUCUGAGACCAACUGAGGGAACGACUGCAAAGCCUACAACUCUGAGACCAACUAAGGAAACAACGGCCAAGCCGACAACUCUAAAACCAACUGAACGAACGACUGCCAAGCAGACAACUCUGAGACCAACUGAGCGAACGACUGCAAAGCCUACAACUCUGAGACCAACUGAAGGUACAACGGCCAAGCAGACAACUCUGAGACCAACUGAGGGAACAACUGUCAAGCCUACAACUCAGAAACCAACUGAGGGAACAACGGCCAAGCCGACAACUCUGAAACCAACUGAGGGAACGACUGCCAAGCAUACAACUCUGAGACCAACUGAGGGAACGACGGCAAAGCCUACAACUCUGAGACCAACUAAGGAAACAACGGCCAAGCCGACAACUCUGAAACCAACUGAACGAACGACUGCCAAGCAGACAACUCUGAGGCCAACUGAGCGAACGACUGCCAAGCCUACAACUCUGAAACCAACUGAACGAACGACUGCCAAGCAUACAACUCUGAGACCAACUGAAGGUACAACGGCCAAGCAGACAACUCUGAGACCAACUGAGGGAACGACUGCAAAGCCUACAACUCUGAGACCAACUGAGGGAACGACUGCAAAGCCUACAACUCUGAGUCCAACUAAGGAAACAACGGCCAAGCCGACAACUCUGAAACCAACUGAACGAACGACUGCCAAGCAGACAACUCUGAGGCCAACUGAGCGAACGACUGCCAAGCCUACAACUCAGAAACCAACUGAACGAACUACUGCCAAGGAGACAACUCUUAGACCAACUGAGGGAACAACUGUCAAGCCUACAACUCAGAAACCAACUAAGGGAACAACGGCCAAGCCGACAACUCUGAAACCAACUGAGGGAACGACUGCCAAGCAGACAACUCUGAGGCCAACUGAGGGAACAACUGUCAAGCCUACAACUCAGAAACCAACUGAACGAACUACUGCCAAGCAGACAACUCAGAAACCAACUGAGGGAACGAGUGCCAAGCCUACAACUGUGAGACCAACUGAAGGUACAACGGCCAAGCAGACAACUCAGAAACCAACUGAACGAACGACUGCCAAGCAGACAACUCUGAGACCAACUGAAGGUACAACGGCCAAGCAGACAACUCUGAGACCAACUGAAGGAACAACUGCCAAGCAGACAACUCUGAGACCAACUGAGGGAACGACUGCAAAGCCUACAACUCUGAGACCAACUAAGGAAACAACGGCCAAGCAUACAACUCUGAGACCAACUGAGGGAACGACUGCCAAGCAGACAACUCUGAGGCCAACUGAGGGAACAACUGUCAAGCCUACAACUCAGAAACCAACUGAACGAACUACUGCCAAGGAGACAACUCUGAGACCAACUAAGGAAACAACGGCCAAGCCGACAACUCUGAAACCAACUGAGGGAACGACUGCCAAGCAUACAACUCUGAGACCAACUGAGGGAACGACUGCCAAGCAGACAACUCUGAGGCCAACUGAGGGAACAACUGUCAAGCCUACAACUCAGAAACCAACUGAACGAACUACUGCCAAGCAUACAACUCUGAGACCAACUGAGGGAACGACUGCCAAGCAGACAACUCUGAGGCCAACUGAGGGAACAACUGUCAAGCCUACAACUCAGAAACCAACUGAACGAACUACUGCCAAGGAGACAACUCUGAGACCAACUGAAGGUACAACGGCCAAGCAGACAACUCUGAGACCAACUGAGGGAACGACUGCAAAGCCUACAACUCUGAGACCAACUAAGGAAACAACGGCCAAGCCGACAACUCUGAAACCAACUGAGGGAACAACUGUCAAGCCUACAACUCAGAAACCAACUGAACGAACUACUGCCAAGGAGACAACUCUGAGACCAACUGAGGGAACAACUGUCAAGCCUACAACUCAGAAACCAACUGAGGGAACAACGGCCAAGCCGACAACUCUGAAACCAACUGAGGGGACGACUGCCAAGCCGACAACGUUAGAGCCUACUGGCGGAACAACGCCACAGCAGACUUCUCAGAAGACGACAACCCUUAAGCCAACAUCGGUUGAGACGACAACCGAAUCUCUCCCUCCGUUUAAUAUAUUCGAUGUGAUAACUGGUACACCAUUGACAAGCACUCCCAAUAUUUCGUAA